This is a messenger RNA of Australozyma saopauloensis, 567 nucleotides long. RefSeq lists its product as uncharacterized. The record is from RefSeq and is a predicted model, not a curated record. Lineage: Eukaryota; Fungi; Ascomycota; Pichiomycetes; Serinales; Metschnikowiaceae. Bases 1 to 567 code for a protein of 188 amino acids. The transcript has a single exon.
AUGAACUCGUUGGACCAGGCAAUUAAUCUCAAAGUCCAGGUGACCACUCUAAUAGACGAAACAAUCACCGGCACCAUCUAUGCAUUCUCUCCCAAACAACAUGUCAUUGCAUUGAAAACCCCAGAACUGUACCGAAUCAUCAACAGUUCAUUCAUCAAAACGCUCACACUUACCGGACCUGUCCCCAAACGUUUUCACAAAAGUCACGAAUCGUUCAAGGGAAAGCCUGUCGAUAUCCGCAAGCUUGAAGCUAGAUUGAAAAAUGCAGUAGAGAGAGGAGGCGUGGAGAACCACACUAAAUCUGUGGCUGCAUCUAAAAAGCCUGAGCCUAGCGCUUUGGCAUUGAAGAUCCAUGGAAAGUUGGUUAACAAGUUUGGAAAGGAGAACGUGCAUUUGCAGGGAAACGACUCGAUGCUCUUGUUCAAAGAGGUGGUGGUUGGGAAACCAUACGCACUUAACAAGAUAAGCAACGGGAAGAAAACACAAUCUUCCAAACACUUGGAGGAGGUCAAAACGGCGUUGCGCGAGAUGUGGUUACUGGGUAAUAAUACUAAACAGGGCGGUUAA